CUCAUAAUCUCAUUCAUUUUAUUUUCGCACGCCUGACAGGCGCUGCGUGUCGUACUGUGAUGGCUUUUAACACUUUUGUAAAUUCAAUAUUUUUAUGAUAUUUAUGUGUUUAGUAACAAUAGUCCUGUAAUUUAAUUUAAAUCCAUAUUAAUGUGCUUACACAAAAUGGCGAACCAGACGCAGAAAAUCGUCUAUAAGCUAGUACUUACUGGAGGACCCUGUGGCGGCAAAACUACCGGACAGUCUCGUCUAUGUACAUUCUUCGAGAACUUGGGAUGGAAGGUGUUCCGGGUGCCGGAAACGGCUACCGUCCUCCUCAGUGGAGGGGUGAAGUUUGCAGAUCUCACGCCAGAUGAAGCUCGAAGUGUUACAGGCGAAGUAUGCCAGACGGCUUGCAAACGUUGCACCGCCGCGGCUGUGGCCCAGGCCACCCAGGGUAACAGCGCGACAAAAUUCCAAGAGAACCUACUGAAGACCAUGAUUCAGAUCGAGAACACAUUCUUCGAACUGGGCAGGACGUGUCAGAGGAAUUGUCUGAUCAUCUGCGAUAGGGGAGCUAUGGACGCGAGUGCAUUUAUAUCAAAGGAGAAGUGGGAGGCGAUGCUGAACGCCAACAGCUGGAACAGCGUGGAGCUGCGAGACAACCGGUACAACCACAUUGUGCACAUGGUCUCCGCUGCUAAUGGGGCUGAAGACUUCUACUCUACUGAGGACCACGCGUGCCGCUCGGAGGGCGUGGAGCUGGCGAGAGAGCUGGACUACAACGCGGCCGCCGCCUGGAUCGGCCACCCCUACUUCGACGUCAUCGACAACUCCACAGACUUCGACAAAAAGAUGAACCGACUCAUCGCCUGCGUCUGCCAAAAGAUCGGCAUCGAGACCGGGGACCGGCUCAACGUCAACUCCAAGAAACGCAAGUUCCUCGUCAAGGGGCCCCUCCCGCCGGACUCGGAGUUCCCCGCCUUCCAAGACUUCGACGUCGUUCAUAACUACUUGCAGAGCGAUGUCCGUAAAGCCCAAGUCAGGCUCCGCAAGCGCGGACAGAAAGGCCACUGGUCGUACAUUCACACGCUUCGGAAGUUCCAUCCCAGCAACGGGCAGUCCGUGGAGGUGCGGACGCAGCUCACGCACAGAGACUACUUGAACAUGCUGCCGCAGCGCGACGACGCCCACUUCACUAUCUUCAAGAAACGCCGGUGCUUCAUCUUCAACAAUCAGUACUACCAGCUGGACAUCUACAGGCAGCCCACUCACCCGAGGUGCCGCGGCCUGGUGCUGCUGGAGACGUACAGCGCGGCGUACGACCAGGACUCGCUGCUGGCCACGCUGCCCAAGUUCCUGGCCAUCGAGCGCGAGGUGACGGGCGACCCCGCCUUCUCCAUGUACAACCUCUCGCUCAAGGAAGACUGGAAGACCUCGAAAAGGUACUAUGCGGGCCAAAAAGACGCGGGCACUGAGUGCCAUGGGCAGGAUAAGUGGUCGUUGAAUGGUCACGCUGACAAGCUCAAUGGGCAUGCGUGUAAAGUCAAUGGGCACGGUGAAAAGUUGAACGGGCAUGCUAAGGUCAACGGGUGUGGCGAGAGUGUGAACGGCCACCUCGGGAACUCCCUCGACGGCCACUCCAUGGAUCUCCCGUCACCAAAGAUUCCUAAAAAGGUUGCUGUUAAGAUUUAAAUCGCCUUUACGUACCUCUAUGUAUACUAGGUAAUUUUAGGAAUAUCUUUUUUCCACUUCUCGAUGCUAAACUGUACUAAGGCGGAAACUUAAAAUAUUUGAAGAAACAGUACUAUUGAAACCCGUGAUGUAUAAAACGUGUACUUAUUCGUUAUGAAUUUAUAAUUGUAUAAAUUGCCAAAUGAAACUAUUUUUUAUAGAAAAUAUGUAUCAAAUGAAAUACCCAAUGCACUUAAAGUGACUCAGGAUACUUAAGACAUAGCUUAACUGUUUCAUAUUGUUUGUGCCUUUACAACAAGUUGUAUAUUUGAAUAUAUUUCGUGUUUAUAUCAUCUAUGACAUGCAAAUAAACUGUUAGUACUUAAUUAUUGCAAUAAUAUUAUGUGCUUAGUAUUGUUGCGGUUUAGAUUAUUGUGAAGUAUUUUAGGUUUUAUUUUACCUGAUACUAUAUAACAUUUGUUUUUUUGUUAUAGAUCAAGAUCCUAGAGCCGCCAGAACAGGGAACUAUUACUAUUACAUUUUGUAAGUAGCCACAUCAAUUGGAGAGGCCCAACCAUCCCCCAGACCUAACGAAACUUUAUGUGGGUCUGGGGGAUGGUUGGACCCCUCCAAUUGGUCUGACUACUUACAAAAUGGUUUGUGAUAGUUCCCUAAGUGUCAUAUAUAAAAAUCAAGAGUGAGAAUAUAAGUAAUUUCUUUUUUGAAGCUUGAAUGAGUCAGGAUAAAGUUACCGCCGGCGGAAAUGGUCUGGCAAUGUUGACUAUCAAUUUUUAACAAUAGUUUCUAAAACAUACUUACAUAAAAAUCAACCAUGAUUAAGAAAAGUUACUAUUCAUUUUACCAACCUUUAACACCUUGUACCGGAGAAAUGACCGUCGGGCCAAUAUAGCAAGUAUACAGACAUUAAAAGUACAUACUAACACUAUAUUAUCCCAUACAUUUUAUUAAUGAGAAAAUAAGUUCUCUUGCUCUGGGAUCUUGGACUACUGUAAGACUUAUCAAAAAGGCAAACUCGAAUAAAAUUAAAUUUUAUAUGAAAUCAGAACACCAUCAUUAAACUUAAUUUGUAGAUUGACUAGUAAAUUUAUAUGUCUUGGUGUUGUAACGUGACUGUAGAAUGUUUAACUUGAAAUCGUUUUAGGGGUCCAACGUGAACUCCAAUCAGAAAAGGUACAAAUACACCCCUAAUAAUUAUAGUGGCCUUUUUACCAAUGAAAUUCAUAUGCUAGAUAAUUUAUUUUUAUGACAGACAGAGUUACUAUUGUGUGGCAUAGUAAGUAAUUGAUGUAGAAAUUGAUGUCGUCUAAAGAUAUUUUUGUUGUGUCGGAAUCAAAUGAAGAUCGUUUUAUAGUAAUUUAAAAAGUAUUGAAACCGUCACUAGUGUAAUUUAUAAUUAAUUAAGAUGUGAGUAUUACUCUCAACGGAUUCUGCUCAGCCCGGAGCUUGGCCACGGUCCAGGCUAUCUAGAUGGCUGUGCUAUGUAAUUUUACGAUUGAUAAAUAUACCACCAAUGUUGGCUGUAAAAUCUAACGCCAAGUAAAUAUAUCUUGUAAGCUUUUUGGACGUAAAAACUCUAAAUUGCAUGUCUAUCUGCAUUUUAUCUUCUUCAUUAAAGAGAAAUGCGACCUUGAAA
Messenger RNA from Cydia pomonella (codling moth), 3307 nucleotides. It is a transcript of the gene Ttd14, whose product is annotated as TRPL translocation defect protein 14. The record is from RefSeq and is a predicted model, not a curated record. Gene Ontology annotation, biological process: photoreceptor cell maintenance. Gene Ontology annotation, molecular function: phosphatidylinositol binding; GTP binding; phosphatidic acid binding. The transcript has 10 exons. NCBI's taxonomy places the organism in Eukaryota, Metazoa, Arthropoda, Insecta, Lepidoptera, Tortricidae. The coding region runs from base 151 to 1674 and encodes 507 amino acids.